CACAUACUGUUGGAUUCCUUCAACCAUGAUGGAUCCGUUUAAGGAGAAUGUCUAUGAGAGACCAGAAAAUAGUGAGAAUGAGUGUGAACAACCAGAGCACUCCUACCAGAAUCGGUCAUCAGGUAUGUAUGACCAGGUAACAUAUGAAGAACCUUCUGAACCUGCGCACACCUAUCAGAAUGAAUCGGACGGUACCUAUGAGGUAGCCAACGAGACAACGUAUGAAGAGCCUUCAGAGCUGGAGCAAUACUAUCAGCAUCUGUCCUCAGGUACCUAUGAAAUACCCAAUGAGUGGCCCAACAAAGAGCCCUCAGAUCAGGUUCCAGAGUACGGGAACACAAGAACUGCGGAAGAUGGAAUACCGGAUUCCCUAUCUCUGUCCCCAGAGCAGCCUCCUGCAGAAGAGAGACGAGGCAGUUCAUUUUUGAACUCAUCCUCCUCGUCCUCUUCACACAGUGAGGCUGAAGAAAAAGAGGAGAUGGAGUAUCACAGCGCUUGCGAGAUGGAAGGAGAGGAAGAAAAACACAGUGAGGAUGAGGAAUUGGAAGUCAAGGAAGAGAAGGAGGUGGUGAGAGGGGAGAACAUCACAAAGAUGAACUGUGUUGUGAGGGCUCCAGAGAUAAAAAUGGACAGGAAGGGGUCAUUAGACAGAUCUUCAACUUCUCCAUCGUCAUCAUUGGCAUCUGAGAAAAAGGAGCCUGGGAAAGAGGAAGAUGAACAUAAAAUCUGCAUUUUUGCAAAGGCUGGGAGAGAUGGGGAGAGCAUUGGAAACUGUCCGUUCUCCCAACGUCUCUUCAUGAUUCUUUGGUUGAAGGGAGUGGUCUUUAAUGUCACUACUGUUGACUUAAAAAGGAAACCAGCUGAUCUUCACAACCUUGCCCCAGGAACACAUCCACCCUUCCUUACCUUCGAGGGUAAUGUUCUCACAGAUGUCAACAAGAUAGAAGAGUACCUGGAGGAAAUGCUGGCCCCACCAAAGUAUCCCAAGCUUGCAACAAAGAAUCGUGAAUCCAAUGUUGCAGGAAAUGACAUAUUUUCCAGGUUCUCGGCUUACGUGAAAAACACAAGACCGGAGAAAAAUCGCUCAUUAGAGAAGAGUCUGAACAAAGCCCUGGCUAAACUGGAUGAGUAUUUGAUGCGAUCAAUUCCUGAUGAGGUUCAAUCUGGACAGCAUAACGGCGAAGGCGCAUCCACCCGCAAAUACCUAGAUGGUGAUGAACUGACACUUGCUGACUGCAACCUUCUUCCCAAGCUUCAUGUAGUUAAGGUGGUUUCGAAGAAAUACAGAAACUAUGACAUCCCCUCUGAAUUCAAAGGGGUGUGGCGUUACCUUGACAAUGCCUACAAGCGAGAAGAGUUCACCAACACGUGCGCAGCUGAUGUGGAGAUCGAGCUAGCCUACCAAGCAGUGGCCAAGAGGCUGGAAAAAUGAACGCACCAGAGCAAUUGCUAAUAACUCACAAUUUUAAAGAGUAUUAUAUGUGCAACUUAAACACAAAAAAAUUUCAAGACUUAUUUAUAAUUAUGUCUAAAUUCAGUAAUGUCUUAGAGUCCAAAUAAAUAUUAAAACAAGAAUACAGAAACGUGGGGCCUGAACCACUCUACGUGUCAAGUGUUAGACAGGUUGUCUUUUUGUUUGAAUUCAGCCUUUUAUAAAUAAAAGCUGAUGUAAAAACAAAAAAUACAACAAAUAAACUUAGCAUAUUCACAACAGAUGAAGCCAAGUAUGCUAGCAUGUCUAGGUAUAAUUUGAAUAUUAAUGAAAAAGAUAACAUAACUUUUGACAAAGGGAAAUCUGGAUAGCCACUAAAUAUUUAUUAACAGUACAGGGACUGGUAGUGUUUUUUCUUUUAAAAUAAACAAUAUGUGAAGCAGUAUUUUCCAGCAGUCUACAGAACAGAAGUUAGCCUAAUUAGCUAGCUUCCUAAAGCUAACAGGAUAUUGCCAUUUGAGCUGCUUGGAUUGAUAAGAACAAGUAUUAUUUUGAGCAGUUUUCAAAAAUCCCUUUUAUAUUACACUGUAUAAAAAGACACAUCAACUUAUUAAAGUAGUUUAUUUUUGCUUUAUGCCAGAAUAAUGAUAUAUGAGAAUUUCUUAUUAAUUUCUUCAAAGUCAGACAUUCACAUACACUAAAACAGUUUGGGACAGCCCAGUUAAUGAUGUCAUGGCUUUUAAGCUUCCGAUUGGUUAAUUUCACAACAGUAUGAGUCAAGUGGAGGCACAGCUUUGAAAUACUUUGGUGAGAAAUGUGCAAAUCCACUCCAUAACAAAAGCAAACAACCUUGUAAAGUUGCUCGCUGAGCUGGUAGGAGAGUGACACCAGUCUUGCUCUGACAUCCCCUGAAAGGCCACUCGGAGAGGAAGAAGCCAUUACGCAAAAAGCUACAUAAAAAGUCAAAUUACAAUUAGCAAAUACACACAACCCCUUCCUUUUUAGAAAAAUAUUCUGUGGUCUUAUAAAAUCAAUGCUUUUGGCCAUAAUGACCAUAAUUACAUUUGGAGGAAAAAGUGGGAAGCUUGUAAACCUGAGAACACCAACCUAACGAUAAAGUAAGGAGGCGGCAGCUUCCUUACUUACAUGUGGGUGCUUUGCUGUAAUAGUGCCUGGUGCCAGGAAAUUAAAGCUUGGGCACAAAUGGAUCUACCAAAUGGACAAUACCCAGAGCACAGAGUGUCCAAUCACAAAGCCCUGAUCUCAGUCCAAUAGGAAAUUGUGGGCAGUGCGGAAAAGGUAUCUGGGAGUAUGGCCGACAAGCCCAACUCUGUUACACCAGUUCUGUUACAGGAAAGUUUCCAGGAAAUUACUGUGAGAACACGGAAGGAUAUCCAAAGCAUUUGACCCACAGUCACACAGUUUAAAAUGCAAUCUGUAUUAAGAAACAGGAUGGAAACUGAAUUUGAAAAUCCCUCAUUAUUCUGGUAUUUAGCAAAUGUAAAUUCUUUUAGUGACCCUAACUAGUCUGAUUUAAUGUGAGACUGUUAGAGAAAAACAACUUUUCAACUGUCCUUUCAAUUGUAUGAUCAUUCGAAAAAUUAUGCCAGCAGGAGGUUUUUUUCAACAAGCUAUGGAAGAGUAAUUUUAAAGAAAUUGUUAAAACUAAACAUUUGGUUGAUUAUCUCAGAGCUACUUUUUAUUUGCAUAAGGACAACAUCCUGUCUGGGAUGGAAAUUAGUAUUCUAGAGAGGCAAUGCUCUUUAGAAAUAUACAUCAUUUUUUAGCAGAAAUAUAUUUGUACUGUUGAUCAAAAAAUGAUCAUAAGCAUUUUUUUUUAAAACAUUUGAUAAGUAGUUUAGUAGCCAGUUUCGGAAACAAGACUGGGUACAUCUCUAACAUUGCAGAUCACUGAACCUGAAAUGAUAUGAACAGACAGCUUUCUGUAAAUGAUUUGUAGGUUUGCUUUCUACAUUGUGGGAUGUUGUGAAAAAAAGAAAUAAAAUAUUGUGAUCAGGCCAAAGUAGUUGAAGCAGCGGUAGCUUUGCUAGCUUAUUACAUGUCCUAUUCCCCACUUUCCAUUUAGUUAGGACCAUUCACUACAGUUUACAGCCCAUACUGACACCCUUAUUACAAAAUGCCAGGCUGACUUUCAUCAUUAUCUAUCUCUACUUGGAGGCUCAAACCACUCAGCUAGUCUAUGAAGUUAACCCCUAGAAGAAGAAGCAUGCCUACAAAAUGAACAAAGCACCUGAGCAUACCCUGUCCUGUCAUUUAAUGUGGUAUUAUGGGAUUUAGUAUACAGUGUUGGAAGAGAAAUCUUCUGAUCACAAGUGCCUUAGUGGGAAUCAAGCUCACUUCUACUGUACCUUCAGCUUUUUGUGUCUGUACAGUACAUUUUGUGUAUUUUAAUGUAUUAAGAAAGAUUUUCCACAUUGGAUUUAUUUUGCUCUAUGUAGCUGUGUGUGAUGUUUAUAUAAACCAUAAAAUGUAGCUCAAGAUUUGAAAAAAGGUUAUAUAUGUAAAUCGUCAGCUUCUAUAUCCAUGUUCUUUCUUAUGAUUAGAAUUGUAAACCCGUUGGGUUUACUGUUUUCCUUAUUUCGAUAAUAAAACUAUUUUCUCAGACUGGG
Messenger RNA from Girardinichthys multiradiatus, 4062 nucleotides. It is a transcript of the gene clic5a, whose product is annotated as chloride intracellular channel 5a. The transcript has 6 exons. The record is from RefSeq and is a predicted model, not a curated record. Bases 26 to 1432 code for a protein of 468 amino acids. NCBI's taxonomy places the organism in Eukaryota, Metazoa, Chordata, Actinopteri, Cyprinodontiformes, Goodeidae.